Messenger RNA from Nannochloropsis gaditana CCMP526, 897 nucleotides. RefSeq names its product fgd6 protein. Gene Ontology annotation, molecular function: phosphatidylinositol-3-phosphate binding; metal ion binding. Gene Ontology annotation, biological process: regulation of cytokinesis; double-strand break repair via homologous recombination; mitotic cytokinesis. Bases 1 to 897 code for a protein of 298 amino acids. Gene Ontology annotation, cellular component: lysosomal membrane; centrosome; midbody. The record is from RefSeq and is a predicted model, not a curated record. The transcript has a single exon.
AUGGAGAGAAGCCCCAACGGACGCGUGCCUCUGAGCUGGAGACAUGUACAACAAUUUGAGACGAGAUCCCCGAAAAGCAUACAAGCCGCCCUACUACGAGGAGAGGAUACGCUCUCCACGCACUCCGUGGCGAGUCGCCUUUCCAACGCAAAAAGCUCUUACUCCGCUACCACGUUCCAGAGCUUCGCCACAUCCAAUUACUCCGGGUUCUCUGCAGCAGGUGAUUUGAGCAGGAAGAUGAAAAAUAAAAAACAUCACGUGCAUCCGAGCGAGCUAGACCCUACCGUGGCUUAUGACGUAGAGUGGGUACACGACGAAUUGGCUCUAUCCUGUAUGGUGUGCAUGGCCGAAUUCUCCCCUCUAAUGCGCCGAAAGCACCACUGCCGCGCCUGCGGGCGUGUGGUGUGCUCAGGAUGCUCCAGUGCCCGUGUCCUGGUUCUAGGUCUGCGAGGCCUCCAAAAGGCCUGCACGGAUUGUGUGCGCGGAGCGGAGAAAUUGAGGGCCUGUGAGAGCAUCAGCGAGGACUCCGAGGGAGGUGUCCGGCUGACAGAAGAGCAGGAGGAAAACGACGCUACCAUGGAAGGCUUGAAAAAGAACGAGAUGACGAGGGAAACGGAACGCAGCCCGGGCCGCGUGUGUGGCAGCAACAGCUCGACCCACGUGGAACGCAAAGUAGAAGGCGACAAACAGGAGGAGCGACAGCAGGCUCUAGAAAAUGACGACGAGCCCUUCCCGCAACAAGCGGGCAAGAAGAAAAAGCAGCGAUCAAAAGACAAGACUUUCUCCACGGCGAGCAUCGGUCUCCUGGCCGUGGGGUGCACAGCCCUGGCGAUAGGCUCAGCACUAGCUAUGAGCCCCAAACUGCUCUCCGGUAUCAUGGGCCGCUUUAAGAGAUAA